This is a messenger RNA of Schistosoma rodhaini, 4797 nucleotides long. NCBI's taxonomy places the organism in Eukaryota, Metazoa, Platyhelminthes, Trematoda, Strigeidida, Schistosomatidae. The record is from the annotation of a GenBank genome assembly.
GUCCACUACAAAGCUGUUGGAUAUUUGACCCAUACAAGAAAUGAUCAGGUAAGCACGGAAGCCGCCUGAAUUAGAAGCAACACAGUCUUUUGGCUUUCCAUCCUUAAAGCGCAAAUCUAAAUGCAUUAUCGAACCCAGAUGCCACAAAAAGAGCGCGCAGGAUGAUCAGGUACUGUUGUGUUUUUGCGGCAGGAUUCUACUGCGGAGUUUUGUUUCAAAAUCAAAACGAAAUUAAAAAUGUAGUCACGCCAGUGGAACUUGGCGAACGUCUCCUAACAACAGUUAAAGGAUUAUUAGAACAGAAGAAUAAACCCAAAUAACUGUAUAUCUAUCAUAUCGCAAAUUUUCUGUGUCAACAACAGCACAAAGUUAUGAAUCUUAUCAUCACGUUUUUCAGUGUUUUACACUUUUUGCUUCCCCCAUGUUACACAUUCAUUUUACCCAAGAGUAUUAGAAAUAUUUCUUCGCAAAAUGCAUUUUUUAUUUCUGACUGGCUCGUUAAAACUAAUAAAUUGCAUGUAGCAUCCAGUCCUUUAGUAGAGGAUAUCGAUUUAGAUGGAAAUCUUGAUGUUUACUUUUCUACAGUAAAUGGUGUGCUUUACGGCAUUUCGAACGUUCUUAAAUGUGUUACAGGAAAUCCAUGCAGUAUUCUCUAUGAGAAUUGGCCCGUAACUCACCAUGGCGAAAUCUUCUUCUCGACUCCACUUGCGGUAAGAAAACAGAAUAUUGCUAAUUGAUUGUAGCGGUUUUGAAAUUCUGUUACUUCUUUAGUCCGUAGCUACAUAACAGUGGUAGGCAUUUAGCUUUCUAUUUUUGUUUAGUAAAAAUAUCUAUCAUCCCCAGCCAACACACUUCAUACUAGCUACGUAGCGAGCAUGUGUUAAGAUCUGUCACAGUGUUUGUGGUCAGUUGUAUGAUGUUAACGUUGUAUCACCAAGAUAAGUGAUUUAUAGGGUCCAUGCUAGUCGGUUGAUAUAACAUUUUAUGCACAACUAGGUGGAUAAAUUUUGAGCUGAUAAGAACCAGUGGGGCUGACGUGACUUUUCAAGUUGCUCACUAAUAGGUAAGUGUCAACAGCUUCCGAAUGGGAAUUCGGAAUAUCUAACGACUAGAAACUCUUCCUUUGCUGGUAGGUCAACCACAUUAGAAACUGCGUCCAGUGUCAUGCCAAUCUUGAACUGUUGUGCAGUAGGUAUAGCAAUAUCAAUCAACUGCUUUCUUUUCUGUUGAGGAUACAACAUCUCACUCAAUCACUUGCAGUCACAGUACUUAUGGGUGUUUUACAUGUACCACGUGAAUACGUUUGCUAGAAUGGUUAAACAAAGUCAAUCGGUAACAGCGUAAAACUUGGUAUUUAUGUACAUUGGUUUAAAGAGAAAGUUCGAAUUUCAAGUAUUCCUGAGGUUGAUUAAUCUUUUCAGGCCAUUGUCUUGUAUUCAUACUCGAUCCACUUUUUCAUAUCCUUUGGUUACCCGUUUCUGUACCGUCGCAACGCUGAAUUCCAGUAAGUGACCAAAUGUAUGAAUUCCAGUAAAUACAUCACUGAGUAUGAAUUUUUCUCUGCGUUGUAUGAACUCGUAAAACUUGUAUUAGUUAGUACACCAGUCUUCUCAUGCUUUACGAAAUCCGGUCUUCAUCAUGGUAUUUACUGACGAUAAAGGAUUUGGCAGCUACUCGUAAGCUUAGUUUAGACUUAGCGACACGUAUUCUGUGAUAAUAUAUAGUCAUUAAGAUGCUGACAAUUUAUCUACUGGUUGAAUGUCAGGUUCUUAAAUUAGUAGUUUCUUAAACCAAUAUCUGUGCCUUCGACAAAAUUGAGACUUCGAAGUAUUACUCUUUGAUCAAUGACCACACAAACGGGUUGUGUAGAACCACUUUGGAGCACAUCUGAAAAAACGUUUGGUUUGACAGUAAGAAUUGAGGUAUCUGAGCGGUAAAUUGCAUUAGAUAUUAUUGAUUUCCCAAUAAUAAACUCUUCACGCAUACCAAAGAACCAUUGUUUUUGUGGAUCUACACCCCAGACCUUAUUCUUGUGUCUUUCCUCUCCAUGUUUUUGUGAAUCAAUUAGUCUUUUUUUUACCUAACUGCCUUUGAUGCAGUACAUGUGGAUGUCAUGAAUUUUUAACAGUCAAUUUCUUCAAAACAUAGGUUUUGAUUAUGAUAUUAGAAAAGAGAUGUUGAUCAGAAAGAAAGAUAUGAAGCCUUACCCACUACAGUAGCUUAAACAUGCGUUACAAGCACCUAUCUGCUGUCAACUCACCAAUUUAUCUAGGCAGCCAGGUUUGGGAAUAGUUUCUUUUACAGAAAUCAAAGCCAUAGAUAAGGUAAGGAAUAGUGUUAGCAUUCGGCUGCGUUAUCAAAGUAUGUAGAGCGGAGUUUGGACUUAUCGUGAAUGUGCGAUCUUCGAAUAUAACUCACGGGAGAGGAAAUCAAUAUCAAUUAAGAUGAAUUCCUGUUACACCGAAUUGUUCAGUGUGGAUGUUUAUGCUGAGGGUUUGAAGUCAGUACUUUUUAUUAGCCACCAUGCAGCAGUGUUUACUUACGAUUAUCUUGGGAAUUUAUUGUCACAUUUUCAAAUUCCAGAUAUCAUUCUAGAUCGAAGUACUUUAUCUCAAAGAGAUCUUGAUAAGAAUUCAUUUAAAUCUAUACGUUGGGCAUCUACUGACAAUCAAUUACCAACACAUAGUGAAAGGGAUAUUCGUUUACAUCCCAUAGUUUAUACAGAUCCAAUUAUUUUAACUUCAGCGAUUAGUCGAUCCAAUGUGAAUGACAUAAAUUUCUUGUACACUGAUCUUUUACAUAUUGCAUUAAAUUUUGUUAGCUAUCAUUCACAUAGCACAACAGCGUCGUUGAAUGAGUCAUCUUCUACAAAUGAAGGUUUACUGAUAGCAGCAAUUGUGAAUAUACCACGUUGCGCUUUAUUUUAUUUAAAGAACGAAGAUUUCAAGUUCUGUUCACCACGUCUUAAAGUAUUAGAAGUUGACUGGUUAUCUGUUAAAUUACCACCGUAUAUUUUCUCAUCGCCUACUAUAAAUGCCAAUGUCUUAGGAGAGACUCGGGUCAAAGAUCGUUCAUACAUUGAUAGUUAUUAUAGUUUUAUUACUACAUUCAGUGGAAAUAUACAUGUGGCUCAAUUAACAAUGUUAAAUAGUCAUGUUAGUCAACCUUCGUUAGAGGUCAAUAACAUUUUUAUAGAUUCUUAUUCUUUCCAUAUCACUCCAAUGACCUUAUCAUGUGUACCAUCUCCGUGUCCAUUAAAUAAAAUGAAAUUGAACAAAUUACAGUCUAGUGUACUUACUUGUUGUCUACAAGUGGAUAUUUAUUCUUGUUUACGUCUUGUUCUUCUUGUAUCAAUUAAAAAAUAUCAUUCUCAAAUUUAUUGGACAUAUUGCCCCGCUAUUUCUAAUACUACAAUGACUACAUUGGAGUAUGGAGAACAAACUGGUCAAGUGAUAAUUGUUCCUGGAUGUCAAAAAUUACAAACUUGUUCACCAUGGUCUGUUUACACAACACCUGAUGGUUAUGUACAUGCUGUUGACAUUCAGACCGGAUUAUCGGCUCCAGGAUAUCCUGUUAGUUUGUUCACUAUGUAUCAUAAUGUUACAAAUCUUUCUAUAGGGUCUGGAUUAUUAUAUCAAAGAGAGGAUUACACAUACUGGUUGGUUUUUACUGAUGUUUAUACAAAUUUGAUUCAUUUGCGAUUACAUAAUCCUUUAGUGAUAAUAUCACAUAAUCAUAAUAACAUGUUCAAUCAUCAAACUAAUUCAUUGCAGACAAUUUCAUUAUCUCCAAAACCUUUACCGUUACCAGCUGGAGUAUCAACAUCACCUUCAUAUCUCUUAUUGUCAAGUCAUGGUUUAAUGUUAUUGAGGAGUAGAUCAUUACCAAUUGUUCAGUCUAGUUCACCAUCAUUACUGACUUAUUCUAAGUAUAUUGACAAUGUUGACAAGUCCGUUACUCAAUUUAUCAACGUUCAGUUCGUUAAUGAUCAUUUAGAACCAAUUGAUUCUAUUAUUCUUGAUGAUAAUAAAAGAAUUUUGAAUUAUGUAAUCAGAGAUUGUUCUUAUCAUUUAACAUUAUUUAAUGAAUCCAUAUUAGCAAAACGAUUUCUAGUCAAGUUGCUGACAUCAUUUGGUGUACCAAUAUCGGAAUGGUCAAAUGCAUAUAUAACCACAAAUAUAACAUGUCAUCAUCAUUGUUAUUGUUUCACUGGUUCAUUAUCUAUUCAACAUAGUUUACCAUUAAGUUCAUAUCAUAAUGAAUUAUAUCUAUCGGUGAUUGAUUCAACCAAUGGUUAUUUCAUUGUUAAUUAUCCAAUAUUAACAAGUUCUAAAAUGAUUUCUACACGUAUUAUUUUACAAAUUGGAUCAUAUCAAACACAGCUUAUUGUUAGUUUGAUUUAUUUACCAGGAGUUUAUUUAUUGAUUGGUUUAAUUAUUAUUCAUUCGGUUUCUAUGUUAAUAACAAAACAAAAAAUCAUUGUACAUGGUAAUAAAAUGAUGAAACAAUCUAUUUGAGUCUAACUUUUUUUGUUCUUUAUUUUAUUGAAUAUUUUUUAAGCAACCAAAUAUGAGACUACUGUUUAUACGGUGUGAACAUCACAAUAGUCAACUACUAUGUCACCAUUUUCUUCUCUAUAUUAAUGUACAUUUACUCCAUCUUUUUUCUUGUAAUUUGUUUUACUUCUAUGAAAGUUUUAAUAAUUUCCUUGUUCGUAGCAUAUCAAUGUUACAUUAAUACAUUUAUAUAACAAUAUUUUAUAUGUGUAUAUAGAUAAAGAAAUACAAUAUAGGCAGG